Messenger RNA from Rosa chinensis, 957 nucleotides. RefSeq names its product (+)-neomenthol dehydrogenase. Gene Ontology annotation, cellular component: membrane. Bases 1 to 957 code for a protein of 318 amino acids. The record is from RefSeq and is a predicted model, not a curated record. The transcript is spliced from 4 exons. Lineage: Eukaryota; Viridiplantae; Streptophyta; Magnoliopsida; Rosales; Rosaceae. Gene Ontology annotation, molecular function: oxidoreductase activity, acting on the CH-OH group of donors, NAD or NADP as acceptor.
AUGAAGCAUCCUCAUCAAUCCUCUGUAUUCCACUGUCUGAAGAAGCAGGUGAUAAAGUGGUCUGGCACUUUGACAAUAAUAGGAAUGUCUCUGUUAAAAGCUCACUCUUGGGCAUUUACGCAAGAACUAAUGAGGUAUGCAGUUGUGACAGGAUCAAACAAAGGAAUCGGAUUUGAAACUGUAAGGCAGUUGGCCUCGAAUGGAAUCACUGUGGUGUUAACUGCUAGAGAUGAGAAAAGAGGCCUUGAAGCUGUUGAGAAGCUGCAUGAGUCUGGCCUCUCGGGCCAAGUAGUAUUUCACCAACUUGAUGUGGCUGACCCUGCUAGUAUUGCUUCUCUGGCACAAUUCAUCAAAACUCAGUUUGGGAAGCUCGAUAUUUUGGUGAACAAUGCUGGGAUUUUUGGAGCUAUAGCUGAUGCUGAUGGUUUCAAAGCUGCAAUUGCCUCUAGUGCUGUAAGGGAAGCAGGACAGAUUGAUUUCAAAAAGUUGUUGACUGAAACUUAUGAGUUAACAGAAGAAUGCUUGCAAAUCAAUUAUUAUGGUGCUCAAAGAACAUCUGAAGCCCUUAUUCUACUCCUUCAGCUAUCUGAUUCACCAAGAAUCGUUAAUGUUUCAUCCUCUAUGGGAAAGUUAGAGAACAUACUAGGUGAUCGGGUGAAAGGACUUCUUAGUACUGAUGUCGAGAACCUAAGCGAAGGGAGUGUAGAUGAAGUAUUGACAGAGUUUCUAAAUGACCUCAAGGAGAGUUUACUUGAAAGCAAAGGUUGGCCUUCUGUGAUGUCAGGCUAUAUACUCUCAAAGGCAGCAAUGAAUGCAUAUACGAGGAUUCUAGCCAAGAAGUACCCCAGUUUUCGUGUCAACUCUGUCUGCCCUGGCUAUGUCAAAACAGAUAUAAACUUCAAUACUGGUGUCUUGCCUGUUGAAGAAGGUGCUGCAAGUGUCGUGAAUUUAGCAUAG